This is a messenger RNA of Dreissena polymorpha, 6291 nucleotides long. RefSeq lists its product as uncharacterized. The record is from RefSeq and is a predicted model, not a curated record. The transcript is spliced from 7 exons. Gene Ontology annotation, molecular function: ATP hydrolysis activity. NCBI's taxonomy places the organism in Eukaryota, Metazoa, Mollusca, Bivalvia, Myida, Dreissenidae. Bases 333 to 5639 code for a protein of 1768 amino acids.
CAAUGAGCAUAUGAAAAGAGGAUAAUGGAUAGACAGAAAAUUGAAAAAAGAAUAUUUUUUAAUUUGAAAAAAGUAUAGUGCAUUCCUGGGCCGUCUAAAGUGCUUCUAUCCAGGAGCUUCAGGGAACACCUGACUGGCACCUGGCCAAGGCGUCAUCCUGGACUACACCGGUGGCCUUCAAGCCUUCUGUUCCACGACAAAUAAAGCAACCAAGAUAACAUGAUCAGAGGAUGCUCACAGACAAGAACAUUUAUGACGUGCCAUAAUACCAUCUACUCCUCGGUUGUCCACAAACUAACUCUCUACUAAAUGGUUCAUUUAGUCUCCUGGGGAUGGCUGCUGACACCAACAUCUUCACCGAUAAGCAGACCAAUAACUGGUUCAAAGCGUGCAUUGCCCUCAGUUUGACAAAGGAUGGAUUGACUGACUUUGUUGUGACGGAAUUAUUAAACGUCCAAACAAUAGUUGGUAGAAGUUGUGGACAAUGCUUUAUUCAAAACCUUAUACCGUGCUCAACUCAGUACGUGUGUAAAAAGAGGAAAGGAAAUAACUGUUCUUUCCACAAUUCACAACAACGAAAGUCAUGUCAGACAUGUGAUAAAGUGAAACAAGAUAUCACAUUGUUACACAGAUUUGAACGUCCUAGUUGGGCAAACACUAAAGCUGAAUUAUGGGCGACGGAUCCGUGGGAAAUCGGUAAAUGCUACCUCCCACCGGACGGAUAUAGCAGCGUAUCAUCUGUGCAAGAAUCUGACUUCAAUGGUGUGGUUAGCAUUGUGUUGAACUGCAAGCAUUUCGAGACAUGCCUCUCCGCCGCAUGUCUAUCACCGCCUCCACCUGAUAAGAAAUGCCCGCUAGAAAAGGUCCGACAAAUAGGCCGAGAUGUACGCCACACUGCCGACUGCAAGGUUACAGAUGCUGAUCUGCAGUACUUCUAUCUGACACUGACCACCCUACUUGCUGAUCCAGUCCGCUUAUUGCAUGAUACCUCAGCGACAGAAGCGCGCAGGAAACUCAGUGAUUUGCAGAAUGAUCGUCUUUCACUUGACGACUUUGGCAAGUUGUUGAAAGAAGCCAAUCAGACCCUUACACAAGCAAAAGAGACCGGGGAACGUUUUUCCAAAGAGGCUGAAAGGACCCUACAUGAAGGUCUGAAUACCUUAGAGGCUACAAUACAGGCUGGAAAAGAUCGCAUUGAAAACCAGACACAGGCAGGAGAAAAACGCAUUGAAAUUAAGACACAAGAAAGCAUCAACCUCAUAAAUCGAACUGUGAUUGAAAAGGAGCAAGACAAAUACGAGCGAGGAGUAGCAGAAUUGAUCAAAGAUAUGAAGAAGUUUUACAACGACAACUUAAGUCACGUGCCUAUAUCUCCAUUGAAUGACAACGUCGAUGAAAAAUUACUUGACCUGUAUAUGUCGCCAAAAAUUUUCUCAAUGUGCAAGGACAAAGGGGUCUUUACACAAAAGAACAAACGGGUAACGAAAUACAAAGAUGUGUUUCAAACAGAUAACAAAAUGAACCGACGAAUAUUUCUUCAAGGUGAGGCGGGGUCAGGUAAAACAACAUUCUUGGGAAAGUUGGCCCUGGAAUGGUGUAAGUCCACGUCUAGUCAUAUGGAGUCUUCAAAAAACACUGAUUUAAAAACAAUUGAUGAUCAAAAUAAGUUAAGCUCAUCCUCAACUUAUUAUGAACAAUCGGAUAUGCCAUGUGCAUCGUCUGCAACUAACGACGACUCGGAUACGUCAACUGCAUCCACUGUAACUACUGAACUCUCGGAUAAGUCUAGGGCAUCAUUUGAAACUACUGAAGAAUCUGAUAUUUCUAGCUCAUACGAUUCUUUCUCAGAAGAUAGUGACUCGUCAUGCUACAGCCAGGCUAUUGGUCACACCAAUAACAGCUCAAAUAUAUUUGCUGAUGUGGAUGCUCUUCAAGAUUAUAUUUUCGUAUUCUAUAUUACAUUGAGAAAUUUGGUAAAACGAUUCGAGGUACAUACCAUGAUCAAAGAACAAAUUAUAGACUCAAUUUACUCCGAGGACGACCGUGAGAAGGCGUACAGACUGGUGAAUGAGAUCAUGAAACGUGAACGUUGCUUGGUACUACUUGAUGGUCUAGAUGAGUGGACCGGGUCUGGAGAUCAUCACAACCUACCGACACUGGUAUCAGUUUACAACCAAUGUGUGAUGUUAAUAACAACACGGCCUUGGAAAUUGGCUGAAGGUAAAGUUAAGCAUUCGGAAAUCGACGCAGUGUUUCAACUGGAUGGAAUAAAUGAGCCGUUUGAGCUAAGCAGAAUUAUUCUUAGCCGCUUAGUAGCUAAGGCAGAGCUUGAAAUAAAACAUAAAGCAUUUAAGCGUUACAUAUGGAAUCAAAAGCUCAGCGAGUUGAUAUCAGCACCCAUGAUGCUCUCUGUAAUUGUAUGCUCAUAUGCAGAAGGAAUAGAACUUAAAGGCUCUAAGUGUGAAAUAUACAUCCUCUUACUGGAGAGUCUUUUUAAGAAAGCGAACAGUGAAAUGCGUACAUUUGAACAGUCUCCCUCUCCUUGCUUCAGAGGUACUCAAUACAUACAGCCCAAUAUGGAACGUCUGAAUCGCCUUGCUGAAAUGGCAUUUCAUUUGUUGUUUGUAAAUGCAAAAGAAAACUCACUAGUGUUUAGUAUUACAGAGUUGAAGAAAUUCAAGAUGGAUGAACGAAAACAACAGGACUUUGUGCUAAAGUCUGGAAUUUUAUCGGCAAAACUAACUGCCUCUACACUGCGAUCAUCGUCAUCAUUUAUGUUUAUCCACAAGAGCAUGCAAGAAUUCCUCGCGGCGUAUCAUAUCGCCUGCAAUAUGAAUCUUAUUGAUGGUAGUAUUUCUGUCUACCUUAACCGUCACCCGAAAGCCUAUCUCGACAUAUCACAGGUGUUUAUAUUCCUGUGUGGACUGGAUGUAUCAUGUGCGGAAAAGCUAUCAAGCAUGAUGGAUGAAUGCGAUGCUUUGAAUACAAACCAUUUUUCAGCCUGUCACAAAAUGUUAAAUAAAAUCAUACUUGCAGGGUUGAGAGAAGCUAAUGCAAAUGGAUAUUCCGACAUUGCCCUUAAACUCAGUCACUUCUACUUCGAUAACAACAUCAUUGACCUUCAUAAGAUUUGGGAAAAUAACGCGGCUAAUGCCAUUGUGUUGAAUGUUGACACCAAUGAAUGGGAACACUUAAAAUACCAACGAAUUUCACCUGGAAAUGACGAAUGUGCAUCUCAGAUUACAUUUGACCUUCAUUCGUGCCUGAAGCUGACAUAUUUAAAGCUAAGUGGACGUCGCAUAUUGGGAAAAGAUUCUGCCAGUGUGGGCACAUUGGAAUUUCCCGUCUGCAUUAUUCUAAAUAUUGCCGAUCCAACCCAGUGCACAGAGCUUCCACCUGUACUUCCCUCCAUCGAAGAGAUUAUCUUGACCCGUGUCACAUGUUCCUGUACCUGGCUACGCAGUCUGCUUAGCAUGAUGCUGACACGUAAUUGUUAUAUUGACUGUAGGCUGAAUGACUGUCACUUAACUGCGUGUGGAGAGGGCGAAGUCAACACAUCAUACACGACUGGACACAUAGAUUUAAUUGUAUAUCCAAACAAAAGCAUAUCAAUAAGCCUAACUAAUGAUACCGGUCUGUGGGAGAUUCUGCAUGGUCUGAGUAUUAAGAGUCUGAGGAUGCAUGGUUUCGGUGCCAGUGGUGGUAGAGUGAAUCAUGAAAAGUCGUUCUCACAGACGAUAGCAUCGCUAUCAAAGCUGGAAGAACUAUCUAUUAAAAUGGAUGAAUUGACUCCUUGUGUGUGGGAGGCUCUCCGUGGUCUGAAUAUCAAGAGUCUGACUCUGAGCAGUAAGGAGUGGGGAGAGUUGCAUGCAGAGUCGUUGACUCAGUUGCUAUCAUCGCUCAAGAGGCUGGAAACACUUGGAAUUGGUGUGACUGAAGACAGUCCUGGUCUGUGGAAGGCUCUCCAUGGUCUGAAUAUCAAGAGUUUGAGACUGUUUGGUUUUAAGGAGGGAGGUUUAAGGAUAAAUCAUUCACAGUCGUUGUCUCAGUCGCUAUCAUCGCUCAUGAGGCUGCAAAUACUUGAUAUUCAUGUGGCUAAAGAUAUUACUGGUCUUUGGGAGGCUUUCUAUGGCCUUAAUAUCAAGAAGCUGCGUGUGUUUUGUAAGUGUAGAGUAAAGUAUAAAGAGUCGUUGUCUCAUUUGCUACCAUCGCUUACACGGCUGGAAACACUUAGUAUUGGUGCGAAUAAAGCCUGUCUUGCUUUGUGGGAGGCUCUCAAAGGUUUGAGUGUCAAGAGUCUGACUAUUAAAGGUAUGAACAAAGGUUUCGAAUUAAAUCAUACAGAGUUGUUGUCUCAGGCACUAUCAUCACUCACACUGCUUGAAACACUCGAUAUGGACGUACGGGAGAACAGUACUGGUCUGUGGGAGGCUAUCCAUACUUUGAAUAUCAAGACUCUGAGUCUGAGUCUAUGUCGGAUUCUGUGGACCGAUUUGCGUACAGAGUCAUUGUCUAAAUCACUUUCAUCGCUCACUUGUCUGGAAACUCUUAAUAUUAUUGUGCUUGAAGACAGUUGUUGUCCUUGGAAGGCUCUCCAUGGUCUGAAUAUCAAGAGUCUGAGUCUGAGACUGAGUCAGAUUUAUACAUGUAAAGAUUUGCAAGCAGAGUCGUUGUAUCAGUCAUUAGCAUCGCUCACACAGCUAGAAACGCUUAGUAUUACGUUAAACCCAGACAGCCGUGGUCUAUGGAGAGGUCUCCAUUGUCUGAAUAUAAAGAGACUGAGCCUGAAGAGUAAGGAGUGGGGAGGUUUGCAUAAAGAGUUGAUGUCCUUGUCACUAUCAUCGCUCACACAGCUGGACACUCUUUGUAUUGAGAUGGAGUGUGAUAAUCCAGGUCUGUGGGAGGCUGUACAUGGUCUGAACAUUAAAAGUCUGAGUCUGAGUGGUUUUUGGAAACGUACUGGAAUUGACGUGAAGCAUACAUUGUCGAUGGCAAAGACACUUUCAUCGCUCAUUCAUCUAGAAACACUUAGUAUUGAUGUGGAGCAUGAGAGUCUUGGUCUCUGGGAGGCUCUCCAUGGUCAGAAUAUCAAGAGUUUGAGUCUGAGUGGCGUGCGUAAAUCUUCCGGUAUUGAUGUGAAGCAUGCGGAAACGUUUUCUCAGUCGCUAUCAUCACUCACACAGCUGAAAACGUUAACACUACAUGUCCAUACAUACAUCGCACUGCAGGUACCUCAAUCAUUGAAGUAUUUAAAUAUCUACUCUGACACAAUGCUUCCAUCCAAAGUGCGCGAACUGGUGGACUCACUGGCUAUAUAUACUCAUUCAAUUGGGAUUAAGCUAGAAUUUGGUUGUGCUUCUAGUAUUGAUCCCCCAGAACGAAUCCCAGUCCAGGAAUACAUUCCAUUUCAACAGGAACUUGCUGCACGGAAAAAUGUUGCAAUUAAACGAUUCCGAAUAUAUGAAUUGCCUGAUUCUGCCGGUUAUGCCAUGUCUGUACGUGACAUUGAUGACGUUGAUGACGCUGAUAGCGAUAUCCUUGAAGAUGAUGUUUAUAAAAGAUUUGCUAAAUAUAUUGAUGGUUACAAAAUCAAUCGAAUUUCAAUACUCGUUGAGAUAAGUCGAGUCUCAAUAUCUUGAAUUAGUGUUUGUUUUUUAUGGAUACUAUAUUAAUAUGAACCUUGUUGUAUAUUAAAUUUAUAUUGUAACAAUUAAAACUGUUUUGACAUGUGGCGUAUAAUACUGUUUUAUGUUGUUUCUCUAUACAUGAAAUUGAGCUAUAACAUAUACUAGCCUAAUGUGUUGUUGACGAUAGGUGUUACAAGAAAAUAUGGUACAAACACAUUAUCUUCCUAUUUCAAAACGGUCUUAGUCUAAUGUAUGUUGACAUUCAAUCACAUUAUAUACAUAUGCUCAUCUCAAUCUCAAAGAUAUUUCGCCGGAGCUUUUCUCUUAUAUGUAGUUAUUAUUAAAAUCAACACAAUUGUGUAAAUACGGCUCCUAAGUCGUUAAUGUCUUGAGAUUCAAAUCAGUGAACAAAAUAAUGUUUAUUUUUGCGUCCGAGCAAGUGACAAACUACUAAACGAAAUCAAACUGUAGACAGAUAUUACGUUUAUGCUUUGUGUCAAUGUUAUUGUAUAAGUUUAAAUUCAAUGUAUGCCUUUGUUUUAAUGACUUGUACAAUUUGGAACAUGUUGAUACAAUUUUAUUAGUGCGCUUUAUAGCAUGUACAUGUUCACAUAAUUGUCAACGCAUUUGACUUCACCUAUAAAUAUUAAAUAUACAAGAUUAA